GCUAUAAAAUGAAGGAACUUACUGUAACCAGUUCACAGUCUUUACUUGGAGUUCCGUUUGUGAACUCCUUAACAGAAACUACAGUAAAUCUAAUGCUUUAAUCAGUGAGAACACAAUAGCGCUGUCGGCUUUUCCUUUCACUUGGCGACCUGAAAACCGCGAGCUGAACCAUGGCAGGAGACGGGUCAGAUCAGCGGGCGCUGCAGUAUGAACAAACUCUUAUGUAUGGGCGUUACACCCAGGAGCUCGGGGUGUACGCCAAAGAGGAGGCCGCUCGGCUGAGGGAGAGCGGGCAGAGGCGAUCAGUCAGCGAUCGAAGCCGGACAUUGGACCUGCUGGAGUACGACAAGGGCCGCUGUGCCAAGUGUCGGAGGUCUGGGUACCCGUAUGUUCUGGAGGCCCCAGCUCAGGACUUUAUAUCUGUCUGCACGGUUCGCUGUCAGAAGUUCCUGAUCUCGCGUGUCGGCGAGGACUGGAUCUUCCUCAUCCUGCUGGGACUCCUCAUGGCCCUGGUCAGCUGGGUGGUGGACUUCUGCAUCGCCAUCUGCCUACAAGCACAGAAGUGGAUGCACGGUGGUCUGGACAGUAAUGUGUUCCUGCAGUACCUGGCCUGGGUCACCUACCCCGUUGUCCUCAUCACCUUUUCCGCAGGCUUCACUCAGAUCCUUGCUCCACAGGCUGUUGGUUCAGGUAUUCCAGAAAUGAAGACCAUCCUGCGUGGAGUCGUCCUAAAAGAAUACCUCACCUUCAAAACUUUUGUGGCCAAAGUCAUCGGCCUCACCUGUGCCCUGGGCAGUGGCAUGCCACUAGGCAAAGAGGGUCCCUUUGUGCACAUCGCCAGUCUGUGUGCAGCUCUCCUCAGCAAGUUUAUGUCUCUGUUUGGAGGAAUCUAUGAGAAUGAGUCGAGGAACAUAGAGAUGCUGGCAGCAGCCUGUGCCGUGGGAGUUGGUUGCUGUUUCGCUGCCCCCAUAGGAGGUGUGCUGUUCAGUAUUGAAGUAACUUCCACAUUCUUUGCUGUGAGGAACUAUUGGAGGGGCUUCUUUGCUGCCACUUUCAGUGCCUUCAUCUUCAGGGUAUUAGCUGUUUGGAACAGAGAUGAAGAGACCAUCACAGCUCUGUUUAAAACCCGCUUCCGAUUAGACUUUCCCUUUGACCUCCAGGAGCUUCCUGCCUUCGCUGUCAUUGGUAUUGCCAGUGGUUUCGGUGGGGCUUUGUUUGUCUACCUGAAUCGACUCAUUGUCCAGUUCAUGAGGAAACAGAAGGUCAUCAACAAAUUUCUAAUGAAAAAACGUCUGCUGUAUCCAGCACUGGUCACUUUAGUCCUUUCUACCCUCACAUUUCCUCCUGGCUUUGGACAGUUUAUGGCUGGAAAACUGACUCAGAAAGAGGCUUUGGUGACACUACUGGACAACCGAACCUGGGCCAAACAGGGCAUCGCCGAGGAGUUCGACUACAUUGGAAAUGCACAAGCCUGGACACACACAUUUGCACACUCAUUUGGCAUGCUUUUCAUACUUGUAGUUAUGUUUUUCUGGAUGUCUGCCUUGGCCAUCACUAUCCCAGUGCCCUCCGGAGCCUUCAUGCCAGUAUUUGUCAUUGGGGCAGCCUUUGGUCGUCUGGUUGGAGAAAGCAUGGCUGCCUGGUUCCCUGAUGGCAUUAACACAGAUGGUACCAUCUACCCCAUAGUGCCAGGAGGCUAUGCUGUUGUGGGUGCUGCAGCCUUGUCGGGAGCAGUCACCCACACGGUUUCUACUGCAGUCAUCGUGUUUGAGCUGACUGGCCAGAUCUCCCACAUCCUGCCGGUAAUGAUAGCAGUGAUCUUAGCCAAUGCCGUGGCCCAGUCCCUGCAGCCCUCCCUCUACGACUCCAUCAUCAGGAUCAAGAAGCUUCCCUACCUCCCAGAGCUGGGCUGGGGUCAUCACGAGAAGUACAAUAUUCGUGUUGAGGACAUUAUGGUACGCGACGUGCGGUACAUCACACUCAACUGCUGCUACAGAGACCUGCAUAACGUGCUGCUGACGGGCCAGCUCAAAACGCUCGCACUCGUGGAAUCAGCUGAGUCAAUGAUCCUGCUGGGUUCCAUCGAGCGUGCCCAGCUCCAGUCGCUGCUCUCACAGCAGCUCGGCCGUGCCAGGCGGCUGCAGUACAUCAGGGAACGAGCCAUCGAGGAGAAGAAACGCCUAUCCAUCGUGUCGGACCCAGCCAGCGACGACAACGGCAGCCAGCGCACCAGCCAGGAAGUCCGCUUCCAGAUCUCAACUGAGGAGUCGUCCUUCAGUCCCACUCGUCCAGUACCUCAUAAGCCCCUCAAACCCGCUCUGAAAAGACCCUCUGUGGUGGAGCGACCCACCGAGCUUCCCACCAGCCCACAUGAUCAUUCGGGUAUUGCACUGAAGAACCUUUUCUGCUCCAGUCCAGACACAGAAGCCCUGGAGGAUGAUGGAGAUGUGGAAGAUGACAUGACCAUUAGAGAGAUCGCAGAGUGGGAAGAGAGGCAGCUUGAUGAGCAGGUCAACUUCAACAACUGCAAGAUCGACCCUGCCCCGUUCCAGCUGGUGGAGCGCACGUCACUGCAUAAGACCCACACCAUCUUCUCCCUGCUUGGCCUCGACCACGCCUACGUCACCAGCAUUGGACGCCUUAUCGGGGUGGUUUCCCUUAAAGAACUCCGUAAAGCAAUUGAGGGCUCAGUGACUGUGAAAGGUGUAAAGGUGCGCCCCCCUCUGGCCAGUUUCCGGGACAGCGGCACAAGCAGCAGCGAGAACGAAACCACCGAGCUCCACAAGCUGUGGGACCGCCACAAGAGCAUGUCGCUGCCACGCGAAAGCACCCCCUCCGAGUCCGAAGAGAAGUCCCAGUAAGGGAAAAGGUGAUGAGGAAGAAGAGGAGGAGGAGGAAGAUGAAGCAUUGAGGUCUUUAAUCACUCAAAGCUACAAACAUUCAAAAAUCCUCAGGGCUCAGGAUCAACAGGCCAGCUUCCUCUUCAUCUCUCGCCUCAUCUGCUCCUCUCCCUCCUUCUCCGCUAACUUCCGUUCUUCCCGGACCACCCAGUGCUUUCUCCAGGAGCCUUGCACUGACCCAGAGAGACACUCCACCAGAGGAGUGGAACAAAACCUGUGCCCUGCUCUCCAUUUACCCUUGGGAACCCACAGCAGAGCCAGUGUGGAUUAGGGUUACCGAGACUGGGUUAAAAUGAAAAGGGAUUCUUUCUUCUUCUUUUUUCUCUCUCUUUUUUUUUUUUUUUUAGCAGACAUUGCUUAGCUUGUGUGUCUUUUGAUUUGGGAUCAAAGUUUCAACCUGCAGAUGUAAUCCUUUAAAUGAGUCUUCCACUUAAGGUAGAGAAAUUCAGCAGUGGUGACAAGGAAGACUACUGUAAUGUGUGCAUGUGUCUUUUGAAAGCGUGUGUGAGUGAAAUGAGACAAUGGGUGUGCGCAUGAAGAGGGAGGUAGCAAAACAGCUAUAUCCUACAGGAUUUUUCUUUUUAAUUAUUACGUCUCAAGAACACAUGUUAGACUUUGUUUUCCUCAUUUAUCUGAAUGAUCAGGUGGUCUGGGUUUGACUGGAAUUGGCCAUUUCUUUAUAAAUUACACUGCAGUUUGUCCAGUAGUGGACUCAUAAGGGGAGAGAUGCCUUAGCUUUUCUGUGUUUUCUUAUUUCCAUUGCCCCUCUUUACCUCUUCACUUCGAGUCUUAAUGGUCAGGUUGAGAGCAGAGCCUAUGCAAGCAGACUUGCCUGUUGGCAGCGACUGAGGCACCUGUAGCCCUUUUCAUAACGUCCUUUCAUGCUGUAGCCGCAGCCUUCACACGCACAUAGAAACACACACCAACAUUUUAACGGCGAUGCACUCGGCGAGUCAAGGUUUUCUGCUUAUCUAAAUAUAGCUUUUAAUAAGUGUUCUAGAGAGGGUUGGGGCGGAUGGAGAGGGCAGGAAGCAAGUGAGGGAGGGAGGAAGAGCAUGGAGCAAAUGGAUGGCUGAAAGAAUGAAGCUGUCAUUACCUAACCAACUGCUCUGUGCUCUCUCAUCAAUCUGCCUUUGAGUGCCAUGUAAGUUUGUAUCAGAGACAUAACCCCAACAGAUAAAUGGCGGGGUGGUUCACAGGGUGAGGCGCACAGUGCAAGAGUGCCCAAUGAUGACGUGCGGGCAUGUGGGAACCAUGACCAACAUUAGUAGUAACAUUAUUUAUUAGAAAGCAUUAAAGAAAAUCUAUAAGUGACCAGCAGAGAGCAUUCACAGAUUUAGUUUAAUCAUUCAUUCCAGUUAAUUUACCAGUCCCAUCACCAACUUCAUCACCACUGGAGAAACUUCCGAGUACUCGUCAGCUUACCUGAUUCAAAUUUGGCUGAUCUCAACUUCAAGGUUAUCUUCUCGGGCACCACUGGACCGUUUUCAAUUCAUAUAGAUUACCAUGCCCAAGAAGAUGGUUCAUUGACUUGAGACCUGCCGAACUUUAAAACGAGUCAGUUUGAUCACACCUCGUGUUAAACCAGAAACCUGAUGCGUCAAUGUUUUAACUGCAGCGGGGUUUCUGUCAUGACAGAUAACGAUAAAGUACUUUGAGUUUAAUAAUUCAUGUCUGCCAUAAUGCUCCAGGCUCGGCUGCUCAUCAACAGUAAAACACUGAUCUGGUUUGCCUAGCGUCUAACCAUCUUUUCCCUAUAUUUGUUAUUAUUUUUGACUACUGACAAACACAUAUUUUAAAGACACGCUCCUUUUUUUUUUUUUUUUUUUUACUGACACUACUUCCUGCAGAAUUGGCCCUGAAUGCCUUAAAAAUGCACUCACACACAUAUCCCUCCAAGCUCACUUCUGUGUGCGAUGUGUUGCAUGGAUUUUAGUUUAUCGGGUCGUGUCUUGUCUUGCUGCACCCAACCCCCCCAUAAAUUGAAAACGCACACAGUGACAUAGCAGCAUGCCUUUGCAUGAGAGAGAGUGCAUGUGGGGGGGAGUUUUCUAUGAACAUAACGUACCAAAAAAAACCCCAAAAAAGUCAAAAGCUUGACAGGAAUGAAUAUGGAUGGAGUGAAUGAGGUUUGUCAUCAUGUGCCUGUGAUUUUUGUUCUCUUCGAUGGCAUCUUCCACUCAUCCAGCGAGCUUUAUUCAGCCCCUGAUUUUAACCCGGGAUGGGGGGGGGGGAUUUUUGGGUUAGCACAUUUCUACUUAAAGAUUAAUAUAUUUAAUUUCAUUCCUGUAAUAUAAAAUCAUUAUUGAAUGUCUUAACCAGUCAUGACUUGUUGGAAGGAAAUUUGGGGCUUGUUUUAUAUUUGUCGCAUUAUGUUGAUUUUUAAAGUUAAAGUUUCUUUUUGUUUUUUUUCCUUUUUUCUAAUGCAAAUUUUAACGUGAUGUUGGAUAUAUUUGUAUUAUUAUAGACUUUUUUGUCCUUUUUUUGUAAAAUGCAAAUAACACUAACUGGGGGACUCCCGAUGGCGGGAAAAAUGGAAGAAAUGUAAUCACGAAGCCAUGAGACGUUAAUGUGGAAGCGACCAGCAUGCGGUCCACUGUUGACAUGUUCAUUUCACAAGUGCCUCCUCUUCUUUAACAGCGGGAAUAAGCAAUCGAUACUUGGGGGGGGGGGUGCGGGUGUGUGCGUGUACACAACCAGAGAACCUGCUCUGUACACACAAACAGACACGCAAAUACAGUAUGGGAGUGGGGUGGGUGAGGUUUCAGAGCAUGCGAGUGCACUUAUCUCCAUGGAACCUUCCCCAACACCCCCAUUACAGCUCACCCGGGUGGGGGGGGACAAGUGACCGACAUCCACUGAUUUGGUUCUUUUCAUUUGUUUGUGCUUUUCAUCGAUUUUCAUUAUUCCAGCUCCUGCCGCAGCCUUCCUUGUUUCCGCCGACAUUUUCACUGCGUUUCAUCUCAUUUUGCUAGCAGGCGGACCCAGGCCCAGCUACAUGCAUAUUUAUUAGCCAGUGCUAAUCAGAGUACAAAUAGUACUUUUCUUUUUUCUCCCCUCCUCAUUUUGUGUUUUGUUUUUUUUAUGGUUGAUCUAUUUGUGGUUAAUCAAUUUGUGCAAUAACAGUGGUUCAUCUCACUUUGUAACCCAGUUUGAAUCAAUGGCGUGAAUGCGGUAUAACCUUAUUUUUGUAAAGAAACCUGAAAAGUGUAAAAACAUGUAUAUGUAGGCAGAGAAGCUACUCUCACACGGGAGCUACUGUGUGAUGAAGCGACGAUGGAAUUAGGGGGUUGUAACAAUCCUGAAACCGACACAAAAAUCCAGAAUCUUCCAUGUUCAUGUACCAUGAUGCCACUGUGGAGCUUUUUAACAUGCACUGAGUCACCGGGGACUUAUCUAUGUUUGGGUUUGGUUUCGGUUUAGCCACAUGCUAAAAAAAAAAGUAAAAGUUAAAAAGUUCCAUUUCAAAUGAGACAUUGAGGAAUUGCCACUACAGUGUUUUCUAGAAAAACGUUUGCAUUUGGGUGUUUCAAACAGGCAAUAAGCUUUAAAAGAGGUGGAUGUUAACCUAACCCUACAUGAUUCACCAGUGACCUGUGGAUGUUGAUGCCUGGUUAAAGGUGACUGCUGUAACGUUAGGCAUGAGAAUAAUGGACUUUUUGCUUUGGAGAACAAAUAAUGGUUUAAAGCAAAGGUUUCCCAGAAGCUGCCAUGAAAGCUUACUAGAAUCUGUGUUGAAAUAUUAAACUGUUCACACCUUUAGGUCUUAAAAGGAAAAUGGGUUUUACACCUUAUUUGGUUUUUGGGAAACCUUUACCUUAAACAUUAGCUGCCACUGACAUACAAGCGCCUACCCCAGAUUUUCCCUGAUAAAACAGGCUCCUGGGAAAGUUUUAUUAUAAGCCCCUCUGUCCUCCCCUUCAGUCUGAGAGGCUUUGAUAAGACCCCAAUCCCCCAUCAGCUGAUGAGGGUAAUCUUUUAUCCACUCCUAAGGGACUGUAAAUACUGGAGGCCUCCACUAUGGCAAACCCCCCAAGGGCCAAACCAGACCGAGCUGAACAAGAUCCAGAGCUAUUUUUCGCACCGAACAAAAAGAAACAUUGUUUUUGUAUAUCAGUGAUGAAUAAAUGAGAUUUUAACAAA
Pundamilia nyererei is the source of this 7043-nucleotide messenger RNA. RefSeq names its product chloride channel 2c (gene clcn2c). The record is from RefSeq and is a predicted model, not a curated record. Gene Ontology annotation, cellular component: plasma membrane. Gene Ontology annotation, molecular function: voltage-gated chloride channel activity. The transcript has 26 exons. NCBI's taxonomy places the organism in Eukaryota, Metazoa, Chordata, Actinopteri, Cichliformes, Cichlidae. Gene Ontology annotation, biological process: chloride transport; transmembrane transport. The coding region runs from base 171 to 2861 and encodes 896 amino acids.